GGCGAAGAUAUUCAUCGGAGACAAUGUUGGGGUGACUUCUGAGGCCUAACAACGGGAAGACGCGAAUACGACAUGCUGGUGUGUCCCGAGGAGGAGAUGGUCGUGGAGAGGACACUUGGUGACAUCUCCGUGUUUGCGAGGCAGGAGGAGGCUUCAUCUUCCAGGGCGGCAACGGAUGCUUCUCCGCGGCAGUCGAGGACAGAGGAAAGGACGUCAUCGAUGAGGGCGAUGAGUCAGGUUCCGACAUGGACCCUGACGAUCUUAGGAUGAUCGAUGAGGGGCUCACUCAAAUCGAGGUGAUGAUUAAGGGAGGCUCUAGGACUAUCACUAUCCCAACGGAUCGUGAUUUGUUGCGAAAUACCGAGGAGGUGCUCCCUGCUCUCGGUUCUCUCUGCUCCGAUGCCGAGGGCGUCACCCUAAAGGAGAUAACUGACAGUACCCUGUCAAAGAACAUUGUCGAUCUCGCUCUCAGUACGCUCAUUUUGGAAAUUGAGAGUGCUCGGAGGGAGAAGAGACGUAAAGAAAUUUACGUGAAGUUGAAGGGUAUUUACGAAAAGUACCAUAGAAAGUACGGGACCUUCGGAGGCAACUUCGCGAAGAGAGUGACGUACCGGCCUUGAGAGAAGAACUGAAGAAAAAGGAUGAAAAGCUCAUGGCGGCAGUGGAGAGGUUCAACGUUCUUGAGGGAGCAUUGAAGAGAAAAGAAGAACUCGAGCUAAGUAAGGGUGUGUAGGCCCAAUGCAGCGAUCUUCAAACUCGGCUGGUUUAACUGCGAAGCCAGUUGGACGGGUGCCAGCUCGAAAUCGACACUCUCAGGGGUAGGUCGUCGCGAAGCAAUAGUUGCUCGAGCAGGCGGAGUCUUCCCGACUAGAUGCUCGGAGAAAGGUUGACAUCCUCAAGCUAGCGAAUAGGACUCUCCCCUCUGGGCGGGAUAAUGUUUUGUCAACGGCUAGAGCUAAAGAGGAACGACUUGAGGAGAGGAUUGGGGAGCUGGACAAGGAAAACUCUGAGCUGCAUGAUCGAGUUGUUGCUCUUGAGGCCGAGAAAGCCCAGCUGCUUGCGCGACCCUUUUCAUCUAAUGCUUCUGAGUAUCCUAACAUUCCUCGGGAGCUGUACGAGGAGUGGAUCCACGUUGAGGCGCGACUGGAUGUGCUCCGUGAUUUGAAUACGGUGGGAUCUAUUUUUGAGACAGCCCUCGAGGAUGCUCGAGUCAAAGCUCGUGAGGCUCGGCUCGCUUGUGAUUAUGAUCAUGCUACACCCCAACCUGGUUCCGAGGAGGAUGAGGAUAAGGGUGUGGACCGGCUUGCGGACGGUGCUUGGUUUGACUCCGCUUAAGGUCAAGGCAAGGAUGAAGAGGGCGUCGAAGGUCGGGAUGGUGAUGGCCACUUGUUUUUGUUUUAACUUCUUGUAUUUUAUUUGUUGGUGUCUUCGUGCGGUUUUUGUUAGAACUCUUCGUCUGAAUACCAAAGCUGUCUUUUGUUUUA
Molecule: messenger RNA, 1484 nt
Organism: Nicotiana tabacum (common tobacco)
Lineage: Eukaryota; Viridiplantae; Streptophyta; Magnoliopsida; Solanales; Solanaceae
Source: RefSeq, a predicted model, not a curated record